Nicotiana attenuata is the source of this 704-nucleotide messenger RNA. Its product is annotated as auxin-responsive protein SAUR68-like. The coding region runs from base 124 to 564 and encodes 146 amino acids. Gene Ontology annotation, biological process: response to auxin. Lineage: Eukaryota; Viridiplantae; Streptophyta; Magnoliopsida; Solanales; Solanaceae. The transcript has a single exon. The record is from RefSeq and is a predicted model, not a curated record.
UCAAAUAAAUCCCCCUUCCAUGAUCCUUUUCAGCAUCAACCACAAGCAUUAUCUACUCAGCUUCCAAAGGUCUCUAUAUUUCUUCUUUACUUUCUUGUUCCCAAUCUUCUAGAGAAAAGAACAAUGCUCAACGCUAAGAAACUCAUCAAAAUGGCCAGGAAAUGGCAGCAGUUUGCAGCCACUCAAAGGAAGAGGAUUUCACUUCCAAGAAAUGGCAAUGAUACAGACAGUUGUAGUACAUCUUCAUCCUUUACAGCCGUAAAAGGCCAGUUUGUAGUUUAUACAACCGAUCAAAGGCGCUAUGUGAUUCCAUUGGCUUACCUGGAGAAUGAGGUCAUUGUACAACUUUUAAACAUGUCUGAAGAAGAGUUCGGGUUGCCAAGUGGAGGCCCUAUUACAUUACCAUGUGAUUCAGCAUUUCUGGAUUACAUCAUUUCACUAAUCAAGAAAGGUGCAGUUGCUGAAGAUCUUCACAAAGCAUUGCUCCUAUCAGUUACUUCAUAUUGUUGUUCAACUUCUUCUUUGCUCCAAGAAUGGCGAAACCAGCAGCUUCUUGUUUAUUAAGUCAUAAUCAUUUUCUUUAGUAAAUGACAGCUAAAAAUAGAUUGUAUAGCAGUUGAAAAGUAGGCAAUUGGAAAAAGUGUAUUACAUAUUGAUAGAGCUUUAUCUGAAAUUUAACCAGAUUUAUAGAUAUCAGUUUUUUC